Messenger RNA from Oncorhynchus nerka (sockeye salmon), 3707 nucleotides. Its product is annotated as alpha-actinin-2. Bases 194 to 2962 code for a protein of 922 amino acids. The record is from RefSeq and is a predicted model, not a curated record. The transcript is spliced from 22 exons. NCBI's taxonomy places the organism in Eukaryota, Metazoa, Chordata, Actinopteri, Salmoniformes, Salmonidae. Gene Ontology annotation, cellular component: Z disc; cell junction; cell projection. Gene Ontology annotation, biological process: actin cytoskeleton organization; muscle cell development. Gene Ontology annotation, molecular function: calcium ion binding; actin filament binding.
UUUGUUCCACUGUGGCAACUGCGGCCAGACCGAACACCGGCAAGCGUGUGAGAGAGGGAGUCAAAUAGAAAGAUAGGGAGACAGAGGAAGUUACCCAGCCCAGAAAAAAUAUUAAAUUAUCAGUCUAAAUACAUAAGGAUAUUGGAAGACAAAAACUAAUUGAAUUUGGGAGAAUACAAAGACUUAAGACGCAAUGAUGACCGAAAUAGAGACGACAGUGCAUUAUAAUAACGGAUUCGGGGAUGAGGAGGACUACAUGAUACAGGAGGAUGAGUGGGACCGGGACAUGUUGCUGGACCCUGCCUGGGAAAAACAGCAAAGAAAGACCUUCACAGCCUGGUGUAACUCCCACCUGAGGAAAGCAGGAACACAGAUUGAGAACAUUGAGGACGACUUUAGGAAUGGCCUCAAACUCAUGCUUCUCUUGGAAGUUAUUUCAGGUGAGAGGUUACCCAAGCCUGACAGAGGGAAGAUGCGUUUUCAUAAGAUUGCCAACGUCAACAAAGCCUUAGAUUUCAUCACCAGCAAAGGAGUGAAACUUGUCUCGAUUGGAGCUGAAGAAAUUGUGGAUGGUAACAUUAAGAUGACACUUGGAAUGAUAUGGACCAUCAUCCUCCGCUUUGCCAUCCAGGACAUCUCUGUAGAAGAAACCUCUGCAAAGGAAGGCCUUCUCUUGUGGUGCCAGAGAAAGACUGCCCCCUACAGGAAUGUCAAUGUCCAGAACUUCCAUGUUAGCUGGAAGGACGGACUGGCCUUCUGUGCCCUGAUUCACAGACACAGGCCUGACCUCAUCGACUACGCUAAGCUCAACAAGGAUGAUCCCAUGGGGAACCUGAACCUGGCGUUUGAAAUAGCAGAGAAGCACCUGGAUAUUCCCAAGAUGCUGGAUGCAGAAGACAUCAUCAACACCCCCAAGCCUGAUGAGAGAGCUAUCAUGACCUAUGUGUCCUGCUUCUAUCAUGCAUUUGCUGGAGCCGAGCAGGCUGAAACGGCAGCCAACAGGAUCUGUAAAGUGCUGGGUGUGAACCAGGAGAAUGAGAAACUGAUGGAGGAAUACGAGAGGUUGGCCAGCGAGCUACUGGAGUGGAUCCGCCGGACCACCCCAUGGUUGGAGAACAGGACUGCAGAGAAGAACAUGGUUGAGAUGCAGAGAAAGCUGGAAGAUUUCCGAGACUACCGCCGCAUGCACAAGCCCCCCAAGGUGCAGGAGAAGUGCCAGCUGGAGAUCAGCUUCAACACCCUGCAGACCAAGCUGCGCAUCAGCAACCGUCCCGCUUUCAUGCCCUCGGAGGGAAAGAUGGUGUCUGACAUAGCCAGUGCAUGGCAGGGGCUGGAGGGGGCAGAGAAAGGCUACGAGGAGUGGCUUCUGACAGAGAUCCGAAGACUUGAGAGACUGGACCACCUGGCUGAAAAGUUUCGCCAGAAAGCCAGCACCCAUGAGACCUGGGCUAAUGGUAAAGAGCUGAUUCUAUCUCAGAAGGACUACGAGACGGCCACCCUGACGGAGGUGCGGGCGUUGCUACGGAAACACGAGUCAUUUGAGAGUGACCUGGCUGCUCAUCAGGACAGGGUGGAGCAGAUCGCUGCCAUCGCACAGGAGCUCAAUGAGCUGGACUAUUAUGAUGUGGCUGCUGUCAACCAGAGGUGCCAGAGAAUCUGUGACCUGUGGGAUCAACUUGGUACACUGACCCAGAAGAGGAGAGAGGCUCUGGAGAGGACAGAGAAGUUGCUGGAAACCAUUGAUCAGUUGUUCCUGGAGUUUGCCAAGAGAUCAGCACCCUUCAACAACUGGAUGGAAGGGGCCAUGGAGGAUCUGCAGGACAUGUUUUUUGUACACACUAUCGAUGAGGUCCAGAGCCUGAUCUCUUCCCAUGAGCAGUUCAAGGCCACCCUCCCAGAGGCAGACGGAGAGAGACAGGCCAUCCUGGGGAUCCACAUGGAGGUGCAGAAGAUCUCCCAGAGCUACGGCAUCAAGGCCAACCUCAUCAACCCCUAUAGCACCAUCACCACCGAGGAACUCCUCGCCAAGUGGGACAGGGUGAAGAAGCUGGUUCCCCAGAGAGAAGGCUCCCUCCAGGAAGAGCUAGCCCGGCAGCAUGCUAGCGAGAGGCUGAGACGGCAGUUUGCUGUCCAGGCUAACCUCAUCGGACCAUGGAUACAGACAAGGAUGGAGGAGAUUGGCCACUGCUCCCUGGAGGUGGGUGGUACCCUGGAGGACCAGAUGACCCAGCUGAAGCAGUUUGAGCACGUCAUCGUCACCUACAAGCCCAACAUCGACAAGCUGGAGGGAGACCACCAGCUCAUCCAGGAGUCUCUGGUGUUUGACAACAAGCACACCAACUACACUAUGGAGCACAUCCGUGUGGGCUGGGAGCUCCUCCUCACCACCAUCGCCCGCACCAUCAACGAGAUCGAGACCCAGAUCCUGACCCGUGAUGCCAAGGGCAUCAGUCAGGAACAGAUGCACGAGUUCCGCUCUUCCUUCAACCACUUUGAUCGGGAGAACACAGGCAAACUGCGUAGUGAGGAGUUCAAGGCCUGUCUGAUCAGCCUGGGUCAUGUGGGCAAUGACCAUCAGAAGAAACACGGGGCGAUGGACACUGAUGACUUUAGGGCCUGUCUGAUCUCCAUGGGUUAUGAUUUGGGUGAAGUGGAAUUUGCCCGCAUCAUGAUGCUGGUAGAUCCCAGUGCCACUGGCAUGGUGUCUUUCCAAUCCUUUAUCGAUUUUAUGACCAGAGAAACCACUGACACAGACACCGCCGACCAGGUCGUGGCAUCCUUCAGAAUCCUGGCAGCCAAUAAGCCCUACAUCCUGGUUGAGGAGCUGAGGAGGGAGCUCCCCCCUGACCAGGCAGAGUACUGUAUCUUGAGGAUGGCCCCCUACAGUGGUCCAGGGGGACCCGCGGGGGCUCUAGACUACACCGCCUUCUCCACUGCCCUCUACGGAGAGAGUGACCUCUAACCCUGCAAGAUGACCCCCAAGAUUGACCUUUUGAUGCCAGCCAACACUUCUGGAUGAAAUCCCCUUUAACCAAACACACUGUAAAAGCAAGGCAAAGUUAGCUAUGUUAGAUUCACAUUAGGUAGAUAUUGUACAUUUGCCUACUAUUGUGUGUCACAGUAGUUUCCCUCAUAUGAGUUAUGCGGUGAAGUGAAGAUAGCAGAUAACAACUGUUCUUCUAAGAAAAAUGAUAUGAUUGUAUAAGCUACAAUAGUUUGAUAUAAUAGAACAGUUGACUACAGUAAUAGCAGCAGUUGGAUAUGUAGCUAGAACAGAAAAAUAGCAGCCUAAUAGUAAACAUUGUGUCCUCAUCUCCUGUUAGUGCCUCAUCAGGAACUAACAUACAGUAUGAGUUCUGAUUGGGAAUAAGAGUGGUAUAUGAUGAUCCAAACAUCAGGAUUAUGAUUAUUUAAAUGUUGGGAUAUCCGUUUGCUGAUUUGUGAGAUUAGAUCUGGACUAUUUUAGCAAAAGCUUGAUUGAAAUGACAGUAAAGUAUGCCAUUUAAGUAUCAUAAUAGGUUCUAUGAUAGCACACUGAUAACUGUGUAAGGUUAUCAAGUGUGCCUCUCAUACUCCAUUCUAAAAAAGUAAUGACCAACAUGUUGUUUAUGUCAACAAAAUGUACUUGUGAUAUAAUCAUAGCACAUGAUGCCUGCUCUAUGCUAACUUUUCUCGCAAGUUACCCAAUAUAAAUGAAGAACAGUUUG